UCAUUCUAUUUAUCAUCUUUUCCUGUGGACGUCCAUGUCCAUUUUUAAAGUUGUUUGUGGGUUACCAUCCUUAACCAGAAUUUAAUGUUAAUCAAUCAUAUUGAUUUUUUCAAACAGACAUCUCUUCUGGCAAUCUAGUUAUCUGAUUAAACAUUCUUUUUGUCGGCAUAUCUGUUUUAUAUGCUACGCAUUCCGUCACUACUCUUUGGUUAAUUCUCUGUGUGAUGCUGAAUCAGUCAGCAGUCUUGUUUUUCAGAAUUAUUCUUCUAUUCUUGUUGUCAUUUAAUUAGGGAAAUUGGUUAUAAUUUGUUGCCAAUUGUGGAACAGCUUGUCCAAUUUCUCCUAAAGCAAGCAGAGCUUGAUAAGCGCACCGGUGAUCUUUAUGGAAAUCGUGAUUUUCUAAAUAUUGCUCGCAACAUGGCUCGUGGACUAGAGGUCUGAUGGAAAAGGUUUUACAUAUUUGUUUGCAGAUUCUUCCAUCGUUUGCUUAUAGAUUAUUUUCAAAUUUUUCUUCUAGGGGGUUGAGAAUGUCUACACCCAGCACCGGCCGGCUGAGAGAUGUGGACUACCCAUACGUUGGAAAUCAUUUUCAGCAGGGCAGGCCACAGGAGGUAGUUAUAUUCAUUGUUGGUGGAACAACUUAUGAGGAGUCACGUUCCGUUGCUCAGCUAAAUGCCAGCAGUUCUGGAAUCCGUUUUCUACUUGGUGGAACCGUGGUUCUCAACUCUAAGAGGUUUCUGAAGGAUUUAGAAGAAGCCCAGAGGAGCUCGAACAAACGCCAAUGUUGUGUAAGUCCAAACAUCGGUUGAGACUGAGAAGCAUGUAAAUAAGCAUUUGUGGAAAAGGAUUCAGUUGAGAUGAUUGGCAGAGUUAUGAAAAGGCGAGACUCGAGAAAUCAGCUCAUUGGGUACAACAUGGUUCGAGGUUC
Messenger RNA from Hibiscus syriacus, 928 nucleotides. RefSeq names its product vacuolar protein sorting-associated protein 45 homolog. NCBI's taxonomy places the organism in Eukaryota, Viridiplantae, Streptophyta, Magnoliopsida, Malvales, Malvaceae. Gene Ontology annotation, cellular component: Golgi membrane. The transcript is spliced from 3 exons. Gene Ontology annotation, biological process: vesicle-mediated transport; intracellular protein transport. The record is from RefSeq and is a predicted model, not a curated record. The coding region runs from base 441 to 809 and encodes 122 amino acids.